AUGGAGCCUCCACCUCCUCCAGAUCACCAUUUCGCUCCCAUCGACCCUCGCAUACAUCCUAGCCCCAGGGUGAUGGACGAAGUGUUCGAGGCUUCAGCAGAGUACGAGGAGCGCAGGCCUGCCAUCCACCAACGCAUUUCUGAAAUGUCUCUUCACGACGAUAUCCCAGAGCAUCGUCCGCGAGCCGAGCACCGGAGAUCGUUUGCUGUUCCAGCCAUAACACAAGACUAUUUAUAUUACCGGUUCAUCAAGGAUGGCGACGACUGGAGCUCAGCAUACAAGACCAGCAUAUCCGCACCCAUCGAGCAGAUUGAGAAGAAAGCCAGGAAGCGUAAUGGCGACGGCACAGUCUUGGAUCAGAUGACUCGCAUGUCCCAGCUACGGCGGGACCAAAUCGAAAGAGCGGUGCAGGACGCCAACACUCAUGAGGCUGGUGAUGCCCAUUGGACGGUCGUCUACAUUAAUGCCAAGAAAGUUCUCGGAAGGAACCGCAUCCUUGUCCCGGAAAUGGACAUUAUUCUCGCGAGGACGAAGAAGUCCAAAGCACGUGUCAAGCCUCUCAGCGGCGUACUUGUGGAUGUCGUUGAUCGGAGAAAGUCGACAAGUCGAAACGACAAGAAAUGUGCCGAGGACACCUAUACUCAACCACGAAAAGAUUCGGGAUUGGUCUUGUUAGCAGACCCAAUCGGCAAUCUGCCACUAUUUGACAAUGACGGCAGGCCAAGGGACGAGCUUGGUGCGAUUCACUUUGAUAAUGCCGGUCUACCUCCCCAAAUUCCCCGAGAAAAGCCUCUGGGGGCGAAGCCUGAACGCAGAAAGGAAGACAAAGGGGGGAAACGUGACAAGAGUCAAAAGCGCAGCAAAUCACGAGACAAGGGCCACGCACCCGACGAUGGCAUAUUCGCUGUUGGUGAUGGUGUUGACUUCGAUGAUGGCUUGGAUGCCCCCGUUGAAGUCAUGUUUGGCGAGGUUCCAUCCGAUAAGCGGGGCCGGACAGGAAAGUCCGCUCAUGAGCAUCCCGAAGUGGUUGGCGGAGAAUUUUCCAGAUCGUACUCUCGACGGCGAGCACAGGCUGAGGCUCGUGGUUUGUCACGCUCCAAGUCUCGGUCCCGUAGAGGCUCAGUGCAUUUCCCAACUCAGAAUGCCCAACAGUACUUGGAUCCGGGCAGCUCAUCAUCUGAAGUGAGUGAGCCUAGUCAUUACGGAAAUGAAUAUGCAGAGAGUUCAAAUACCUCGCUUAGCAGUCCAGGAGGCGUACCACGUCGAGGAAGUCUGGUUCACCCACAACCACGCCCUGACACAGUUUACAAGAAGCAUCAUCCAGGGCCGACUCGCUCCAUGUCAUAUGCAGAAAGACCAUAUCAUGGCGAACAACACAUCAUCACGCCAGCACGGUCUCACCGUAAUUCUUUUGUCGCAUAUGAGCGGCCCAGUGAAAGAGCCAGAUAUGAACGCCCUCCGCGACCUGUGAGACAGGCAACCGACCCCAUUUUGGAAGGGAGACGAAUCCUGUAUCAUGAACCGCCUUUACCGGCCCGGUCUCAGGACGUUGUGGCUGUCCAUCGCUUGAGUGAUGUUCCGCUUGGUCGUUUCGUCUCCGCCGACUCCGGCAUGCCCAUCCUGCUCUAUCCAGACGAGGAGCGCGACUCGUACUUCCAUGACGAUAUUGACAGGCAGAGUCUGAGGGCCGAAAACUAUCAACGUGAAAGGGUGCAGGAGGACUUUCUCAAGCAACGUGAGCGAGCAGCCCUGGACAUUCGAGCAGAAGAAAUACGGUCGUUGAGAAGGCAGCCGGAAAUGGACUAUUACGAGGACCGAGACAGGAGAGAACGGAGAGAUUCACGUCCGAUCUACUACGACCACACGACUGGACACUAUUUUCGGUAUUAUGAAUGA
Capronia coronata CBS 617.96 is the source of this 1896-nucleotide messenger RNA. RefSeq lists its product as uncharacterized. NCBI's taxonomy places the organism in Eukaryota, Fungi, Ascomycota, Eurotiomycetes, Chaetothyriales, Herpotrichiellaceae. The record is from RefSeq and is a predicted model, not a curated record. The transcript has a single exon. Bases 1 to 1896 code for a protein of 631 amino acids.